Cuculus canorus (common cuckoo) is the source of this 8123-nucleotide messenger RNA. RefSeq names its product staufen double-stranded RNA binding protein 1 (gene STAU1). The record is from RefSeq and is a predicted model, not a curated record. Lineage: Eukaryota; Metazoa; Chordata; Aves; Cuculiformes; Cuculidae. The transcript is spliced from 16 exons. Bases 309 to 2324 code for a protein of 671 amino acids.
UUACGUCACUUCCUCCCCGGCCGGAGCUGGCCCCACUCAUUCUCUUUAGUGUUUGCCCUGUGCCCGCCGCCUCCCUCCGCCGCCGCGGCGCCCCCGGCCCAUGGACUGAGCCGCCCGCUGGCCCGCACCGCCCGCCGGCCCGGGAGCCGCAGCCCAGGCAUUGUCCAUCAUAAAUAUCUUAUUCAGAACUAAGCCCAAAUCUUCACUCUCUGGAUCUCCUAAAGGUCAGCGAUUUGGCUUCAUCACACUGAGUUUGCCUGCAUUCAAAGCUGUUUACCUACAGUAAUUUGCUCUGGUUGGAAGUGAACAUGUCUCAAGUUCAAAUUCAGAAUCCUUCUGCUGCCCUUGCAGGGAGCCAAAUACUGAAUAAAAACCCAUCUCUUUCACAGCCUUUGAGUAUCCCUUCUACUACCAGUUCUUUGCCCUCUGAAAAUGCAGGUAGACCUAUCCAAAACUCUGCUUUACCCUCUGCAUCAGUUACAUCCACCAAUGCAGCUGCAGCUCCUUCAAACAUGGCAAACCCCAAAGAGAAAACCCCCAUGUGUCUUGUGAAUGAGUUAGCCCGUUUCAACAAGAUUCAGCCUGAAUAUAAGCUUCUGAGUGAGCAAGGUCCAGCUCAUUCUAAGGUGUUUACAGUGCAGCUGACUCUUGGGGACCAGCACUGGGAAGCUGAAGGAACUAGUAUUAAAAAAGCGCAACAUGCGGCAGCUGCCAAAGCUUUGGAAGGGACAAAAUUCCCUAAGCCUACAGCUCGUCCAUCUCGUAGUGAAGGCAAGAAUCCAGACAGUGUAACCCCCACAGUGGAGUUAAAUGCACUUUGCAUGAAGCUCGGAAAGAAACCUAUAUACAAACCUAUCGAUCCCUAUACAGGGAUGAGAUCCACUUACAACUAUGCUAUGAGAGGUGGUACUUAUCCUCCACGGUACUUUUACCCAUUUCCUGUUGGGCCCUUACUUUAUCAAGUUGAGCUUUCAAUUGGAGGGCAGCAGUUCCAUGGGAAAGGAAGAACAAGACAAGCUGCUAAGCAUGAUGCAGCCGCUAAAGCACUGAAAGUUCUGCAGAAUGAGCCUUUGCCUGAGAAACCAGAGGUUAACGGAAAAGAACCAGAUGAUGAAAAUCUCAAUAAAUCUGAAAUAAGCCAAGUUUUUGAGAUUGCACUUAAAAGGAACUUGCCUGUGAAUUUUGAGUUUUUCCCUCUGAAACAGGUGACCAAGGAAAGUGGUCCUCCCCACAUGAAGAGCUUUGUAACCAAGGUGUCAGUUGGAGAAUUCAUGGGUGAAGGUGAAGGAAAGAGCAAGAAGAUCUCAAAGAAAAAUGCUGCAAUAGCAGUCUUAGAAGAACUCAAAAAAUUGCCACCCCUUCCUACAGUUGAGAAAAUGAAGCCACGAAUCAAAAAGAAAACAAAAUCAAUAGUGAAGCUGCAAACAAGUCCAGAAUAUGGUCAAGGAAUGAAUCCCAUUAGCAGACUUGCGCAGAUACAGCAGGCCAAGAAAGAGAAGGAACCAGAGUACAUGCUCAUCACAGAACGUGGCCUUCCAAGGCGCAGGGAGUUCGUUAUGCAGGUGAAAGUCGGUGUACACACAGCUGAGGGAAUGGGCACAAACAAAAAAGUUGCUAAACGCAAUGCAGCUGAAAAUAUGUUGGAAAUUUUAGGUUUCAAAGUCCCUCAACCUCAACCUCCAAAACCAGCAUUAAAGACAGAGGAGAAGACACCAGUGAAGAAACCAGGUGAUGGAAGAAAAGUAACCUUCUUUGAGCCAGGCUCUGAAGACACUUCAGCUAGUAAUAAAGAAGAUGAGUUUAGGAUGCCUUAUCUCAGCCAUCAGCAACUUCCUGCUGGAAUUCUUCCCAUGGUCCCCGAGGUUGCACAAGCUGUAGGAGCCAGUCAAGGACACCACACCAAAGAGUUCAAUAGGGCAGCCCCAAAUCCUGCCAAGGCUACAGUCACAGCGAUGAUUGCUAGAGAGCUGUUGUACGGUGGUACUUCUCCUACUGCUGAGACCAUAUUAAAGAACAACAACUCGUCAGGCCACGUACCCCACGGACCACUGACUCGGCCCUCUGAACAGCUGGACUACCUUUCCAAUGUUCAAGGAAUCCAGGUUGAAUAUAAAGACUUUCCAAAAAAUAACAAGAAUGAAUUUGUAUCUCUUAUAAACUGUUCCUCUCAGCCACCACUGAUCAGCCAUGGAAUUGGGAAGGACGUAGAAUCUUGCCAUGAUAUGGCUGCAUUGAAUAUUUUAAAGUUGCUGUCUGAGUUGGACCAACAAACCACAGAGAUGCCAAGGACAGGAAAUGGACCAAUGUCUGUAAAUGGAAAGUGACCCUCUUCUCAAACCGGCUAACUCAAACACUUUGGGACAAACACUGGACAGCACUGCCUAAAAAAGGCUUUUGACUGGACCCAAACCCGAAAGCACCAGAGAAAAUCAAAUGCUUCCUAUUAAUGUAACCUAACUGUUUUAGAGUGCUACAGUCUUUACAACUUACUGUAGUGUCUAAAUCAUAACCGUUGCUUUUCUUCAAACAGUGAUGAAUUUUUAGUUUCAUUAUGUUGUUUUGAUUGAAAUGACACUAUAAAAUUUUCAUUUAAAAGUUUCUUAAUUGUAUCUAGAACAAUAGCACAGUUUAGAAACUUUGUCUUCUGAGACUGACAUGUUAUCUGUGAACUAACUUGGGAAGAUCAUAUCCAUGUAUGCGGUUAUUUUGUUUUUAUUGAAAUAGCAAAGUUUCACUGGAAACAAAUAGUGUGCCCACCAUUUCAAAAAUUCCAAACCUAGCUUAAUUAUCCAACGGUUGAAUGAAUUAAAAUACUUGAGGAAUUUUAAACUUUGUUUGAUUAUUUUUGGUUAAUUUCUAGUUUUCUUGAGCUGGGGGUAGGGGAACUUGAAUGCAAUGUGACUUUAAAUGAUCUCUGAUCUAUGUUUUAAAGAUUGUGCGUAGAGAUGGCACACAGCUCACUACAUUACAGGAUAUGAUCUCGAUGUAGUGCAUAUAAAACCGCAGAUUGAUUUUCCUUGAGUGCUUUAUACUGUUUAAUUACAUCUCCAUGUAGGGCUGAAAAAAAUUACCUAUGUUUAUAUAUAAACUGUGUUGCUUUUGAUGUUGUGUUAUUGUGCGCUGAACUGCGCGCAAUAAAGUUUUUGCAUAUGGUCCAGGUAAAGCACGAUAGCCUUGCAAGUUAAGUACUGCUUCAGUUCAUUGUUUACGCUGGAAUUUUUUCUCCCCAUGGAAUGUAAGUAAAACGUAGUGUUUGUCACCAAUAAAUGGUAAUACUAAAUUUUUUUGGUUAAUUUAUUCUUGUAUGCCACUACAGGGGCUGCUUUUUUAUAGGAUUUGUAAUGCUUGUGAUAUAGUACGGGCAGUAUUGUAAAGCUAUGGAGUAACUGUACAAUGGUUAUCAAUUACAUAUAAAUAACUAUUAUUUAGUAAUGUGGAGGAUGUGAAAGCCUGGCAAGGUCAAGGAAAUUCAAAAGUAACGUGGGUACAUUUUGUUAUUUGUGCCACAGUGUGUUAGUGCAACUGUAUUGAUGGGAGCUUAAGCUGAAGUUAUGAUUAUGACAAGAAACCUGGCACAAUGAGUUGGUAUGAUUUCAGAGUUUAAGUCUCUACUUUUAAGUUUCCUUGUUUGCUUGUAAUUGAGUCAUAACCUUGCCUCGCACGUCGUGAUUUUUAGGGGGUGGUACGUUCAAAGCAAAACUUUUCCUCUAGCGACAAAAGCUGGCACGGUAGGCUGACACCUGAGAGCGUAUCCUCGGGAUGCGACCUGCCGGACGUGUGUGCCUGGCCGGUCGCCUGUAGCGGCACUCCCUACACACCCGGCUGCAGUGCGUGCAGCAACUCUUGUCACGGAAAGCAGUUACUGCAUCUGCUGUGACUCAAAGCUAAAUGUCUCAGCCGUUUUAUUUGCAUUAUCAGAAGCAAUCAGGCUACAUAAACUGCAUACCAAAUUUUAUUGAAUCAAGUUGGGUUUGAUCAUUAUAAGCGCAAAAACCAUUGUAAAGGGGUUUUUUUGGUUUUUUUUUUUUUACAUUUGUAGAACUAAAAUGCUGUACAUUUAAAAAUUAAAAGAAACUUGCUAGGCUGAGGCUUUGUAUUGCAAAUUCUUACAACUUAGAAACUACAUACCAAACAAUUUAUAUUGUAAAGCAGAUACCACGUUGAUGGCAGUGUAAAUGGUCUCCCUGCUUUCAUCCGCUGCUCCUUAGGAGUCUUCUCUUUGGAUGUGACCAGCGCCUAUUCAUGGACUGUUCUGCAGCAUUCAUCAGUAUUGCUGUGUUUCAUAUGAACCUGAGUUAAAGUAUUUUUGCCAUAGAUACCUCUGUUUCAGGACUCUUAAAUACAUCUGUCAUCUUAGAGGGGCUCUUGAAGUGAAGGCUCUUUUGUCAAAGGCCAAUGUAACCACAGCCUUAGGAGGGAAGACUUCGGGUCACUGUAUGGAUUCUAGGUGAGCCACUACAACCACUUGCUUUUUUUCUCUUGUCUCUUGUGCGCUUGAUGCAUCAAAGGCUAGGAAGAAUAAUUACAUAUUAUAUGUAAUCACCUCCCACUGGCUCAGGGGCUCCAAGCCCCAUCCAGCCUGGCCUUGAACACCCCCAGGGAGGGGGCAGCCACAGCUUCUCUGGGCCGGACCCUCACCACCCUCACAGUAAAAAAAAUUCUUUCAAUAUAAAUCUCCCCUCUUUCAGCUUAAAACUGUUACCUCUUGUCCUGUCCCUGUGCUCCCUGUCAGGAGCCCCUCCCCAGUUUUCUGGGAGCCCCUUUCAGUCCUGGAAGCUGCUCAGAGCCUUCUCCAGGCUGAACAAGCCCAACUCUCUCAGCCUGUCCUUUAACAAGAGGUGCUUCCAGCCCUCUGGCCAUCCUCGUGACCUCCUCUGGAUUUGCUCUCACAGAUGCCCUUUCUGUUGUGAGGGCUUCAGAAAUGAACACAGGACUCCAGGUGAGAUUCAGAUCUUAAUUGGUUAGGGUUGUGCUCCCACAAGCAGAUUUUAGCAAGCGUUUUUUUCCCCUCAUCUUACUUGACUCUGCUUAAAUUACCACAAGCAUUUUAGUAAAUUAAGGCAUUUUUUCCUAUGUUUCUCCAAAAGUAUUUGGCAAUAUGGUAGGACUGACCUGAGUGUUCCAGAAUCUGCUCUUCGUUUAGUGAAUUGUGGAAUUCUACACUCAGAAUAUUCAGUUCGGAGAGAGAGAACUUCCCUUUAAUCACUUCCAAAUGGGUGUAAGGAAAACAAAGUAUUUAGUCUGAUCUGUCAGGCUCCUGACAUUUGUGUCUGCAGCAACUGAGACAGUGAUCUUGUUUGUUUAUUUUCAGAAUUUACCACAUUGUUAUCCCAGGCUCCUAAACUGCAGAGCCAGGGUUCUGAAGGUAGGGCUGCCCCUAAGCCACCGCUUCACAGCGUGGGGCGAGGAAGUCUGAUCUCUGGGGAUCUGCUUUAGUAACUUUGUCACUGUGUGUGACUCCUGAGGAGGCCGUUCCUUGGCGAGCUGGAGCUGUGACCUGGCAGAACGAGCCACUGAAUUUCAGAGUGUUUCAGUCUUGGUUCUUUGGACCUUUUUUAAUGCCUUCCUAUCCUACUUCCAAACGUGGAGCAUGCAGGCUGAAAGGAAGUAGCCGCGUUCAGAAACCACAUUCUGGAAAUAAUUAUGUUCAUUUUCCUGUAGUUCAGCUCGUAAAUAAGAUCAGCAGAGACCAGACAGCGUAGGCAAUACAUUUUCCUUCACCAAAGAAAAUGUCCUGUCUGCCUGUACUCCUUCAUGUGUCUCAACCUUGACAAACUCCAGUCUUCAUGUUGUUGUUUUCUGGUAUUUGAAAGAAAGCACUUAUUACUGUUUUCUCAGCCUUCAAAGCCUUAAGCCAAUGUCUAAAUUCCAGCAGCUUUUGCAUUUCUCUCCUUCAGCCUCUUGUACAAGCGUACAGCCGCAUGCAACGGCGGCUCUGGUUAAAAGAGUGAAACUGUGCCACUGUUCUUUGAAGAGGUGCUGUCAAAUGUGUCUCUUAUUAAUGCCCUGUGUAAGAACCCGAAGGGCGGCUUUGUCGAUGUGCUGCGUACCCAACGCGGCCAGUGAAGCCUUUUCCAGUGCUGUGUGAACAAGCUGAAGGGCUGCUGCUCACGCGUCCAAAGUAACCAGUUGCACUCCCAAGCUGGUGUACAAGAAAGAAGGUAGUCCAUGUUCACCCAGGGGUUCUGGAGUAUUACCUGCUUUCUGGAUCGGGUCAGUUUGCUCUCCUUGAGACAAAAAAAAAACCUGCGCCACAUAAAAGGUAAAGGGGAAUAAUGAAAAUGGGUCAGGGAAUAUUCUUAAAGCAGCAUAUUUUGUUAGUAGGAAGUCCUGACUCCCCAACGGAAGAAACAUGACUUUUCGUGAUCCAUCAUUCUUGGUUUCAGGGUGGAGAUCUUCAGGAAAGGAAGGAUUUGUGCAAGGUCUGUUUUCAAGAAUGCUGAGCUGUAGGAUAGCUAAAAUGUGCCUACAGAAUGAGAAGCAGCCUGGAUUCACUGUGAUACCUGUUUGUUCCGUCAUAUUAAAAUACAUUCCCAUAACUUCUUGUUCGUUGUUUUGUUUUAGGAUAUAGACAGCUGGUAUUUCCUUAGGAUAAAUCCUAUCUGAAAGGACUCAGUUGAGGAAUGUGGAGUCAGUAGGGUAUAUAUUCUUGUUAUUAAUCCUCUGGCCAAAUGUCAGUACCAUACAUCAGAGCUAAGUGUAGCUGUACUGGGAAUCCCACUGUAAUGACUGUUACCUAAGGAUCAAACCAACUUCUGUUCUAACCCACUGAUCAAAGUUAAGAGUUUUAUUGUGAUGAGAUGAAUGGUGGGAGGUUCGUAAGGUGUCACUGCAGGAAGGGAGAGGAUGUGUGGAUAGCACUUCGCUAAUCUUCUUCUGUGAAGCAACUGUGGAGUUGUUUGCUGCUUUUAUUUUGGAAGUCUGCAGUAGAAAUCAAUAGAAUAAAUGUGAAUCAACGUAAUACCUUCCUUAAGAGCUUUAUUUAGAAGACUCCUCUGCUUAAGCUCAAAGAAAUGCUGCUCCAGAGGUGCUUACAAAUCUGAAAACACUCGACUCCAUCUCUGUGGCUGUGACAUGCUGUAUUGCUUCCCUUUGGAUACGUAAACUUACUUAAUACCCAGGAUCCCCUGCGUGAGAACCUGGACAUCCCAUGGAAAGAGGUUGAGAAAAAAGUUGUUAGAACAAAUUAAAAUUUCAAGGGUAUUUGUUUGAUCUCUGGAUUAGAACUAAAUAAAAGCAUACAGAUGGUGAAUAACUCACCCAAGGGUGUAUUAUUUUGUAUACCACUAGCAGUAUUCGAAUGCGACAAAAUUGUAUUUGAUUAGAAAUGAAAAAAAUACCAAGCUUUUAAACUUUACUUAUUCUCAUGCUUCAUGUCAGGGACAAAACCUCUGAUCGGGGACAGAUGGGCAUCUCUAGAGACACUCAUCCCUAUUCCCUGUUUUCCAGUGGGUGCAAUCUCCGAAGUUGCUGCUGUUACCAUUUUAACACCACAACCAAGUACGUUGCAGUAGGGAUAUAUUAUAUUUUGUGGUCUGAUUGCUAAGGAUUGCUUUCAUUGUUGUAGAAAACCCAAUUGGGAAAGGAAGGAAUCACUGGAACAGUAUCAGUAGUUUGUUGUAAAUAAGAUUUGGUGCAACUGUUCUACAAACAGUCACUGCAUUUGCAUUAAAAGUUUCUAAAUUCCCUUUAAAGCUUGUUAAGUAUUAUACAUACAGAGGAGCUUAUGUUGACCUAUCAAGUUACUUUAGUUACUAAAGUGGAUAAAAACUUGAAGAACAUGUGCAAAUUCAAACAUACAAGGGCUAAGUACAUUUAAAUUAUAGUCUCGUCUAAGCAUUCUCAGCAAUAACUGUUGUGCUUUCUGGAGUGUUGUCAUCCUCUGCACGAAAAAUGUUGCUGUUGAAAGACCACUCCAGGUCCUGCUCUGGAAACAAGGCAGCUUCUAGGAGAUGCUUUUUCUCUUCAUGUAGUGCUGCCUAUCUCCACAGCUCCUGAUCCCAAGAAGCAAGGCUUGUGGUGCCUCCCUGAUUCUAGCUAAUUAUAUGCUGUUUUGAUGAACUAAAUUGUCUACCUCUUGAACCAAAGCAUUUCCAUCUCAGUUAAAUUGUCAGGAAGUCUUG